UGCAUUUUUUGUUGUUGUUUAAUAAAAGUAUUUAUUUUUUUUUUUUUAAAGUUCUCGUUUGAGUGAAGUGAGAGGAGAGAACCCGCGCAACCCGAGAUUUUCAAAUCUUUGAGCUUUUCAUAAUUCAUUUGAGAUAUUGACGGCUCAAUCGGUUGCAAGCUGGAACCCGCCAGAGCAAGCAGGAAAUCAGGAACAGAACCAGUCAACCAGCCUUCGGCCAACGGUUUUUGGGCUUUCAGCAAGUUUCGUUGAAUUUCGUAUAUAAUUCACCCUAUUUUUAAGAUGGAUUCAGUAAAGGUUGCUGUACGAAUCAGGCCACUUGUAAAAUCGGAAACUGAAAGUGGCUGUCGCUCUUGCAUUGAGAGGAUACCCAAUGAACCUCAGAUCUCAAUCGGAAAAGCUAGUCAGAUGUUCACGUUUAAUUAUGUCUUCGAUGAGUUCGAGGGACAAAGCAAGGUCUACAAUUGCGCAGUGAAGCAUCUUAUUGAAAAUCUAUUCAAAGGUUAUAAUUUGACUAUACUCGCAUACGGUCAAACAGGUUCUGGCAAAACAUACACUAUGGGUACAAAUUAUUCCGGAGACAUCGAACUAGGCGUAAUUCCUAGAGCGGUUUAUGAUAUAUUUGAUACAAUUGAAACAAAGACUGAUUAUUCGUAUAGAGUGACUUGCUCAUUUUUAGAAUUGUAUAAUGAAAGCCUCUAUGAUUUGCUGACUAACAAACCGCGUGAGCAAAGCGUGGUCGAUAUGAGAGAGCAGCAUAACGGCGUUUGCAUUCCCGGUCUGACUGAAGUGGAGGUCCAUUCGCCCGCUGAAGCCCUCAGCCAGCUUCAAGAAGGUUCUCAAGGUAGGGUGGUAGGAGCAACAGCCAUGAACGCCCAGUCAUCACGAUCUCAUGCCAUAUUCACAUUUAAUAUUAGAAUAACCAAUAAGCAAAACCCGAAGGAAGUGAUGACAUCUAAAUUCCAUUUAGUGGAUUUGGCCGGAUCAGAAAGGUCGAAAAAAACUGGUGCCACAGGCGAUAGGUUCAAAGAAGGGGUCAACAUUAACAAAGGGCUCAUGGUACUCGGCAAUGUCAUAUCGCAACUCUGUGAUGGAACGAAUAGCUUCAUCAAUUAUAGAGACAGCAAGCUCACUCGUCUCCUUCAAGAUUCACUUGGUGGAAACUCUGUCACGCUUAUGAUUGCAUGUGUGAGUCCAGCUGAUUACAACCAAGACGAGUCAGUCAGCACCCUUCGGUAUGCAGACAGGGCAAAGAAGAUCAAGAACAAGCCGGUAGUGAACCAGGACUCGCAAAGUGCAGAAAUAUCCAAGCUCAAGAAAGAAUUGGAAGACAUGAGGCUGAAAUUUAUUGAAGGAGGUGGUGUCAGUUAUGAGUGUCCUCCGAGUCACAAACAGUUGGAACAGGAGUUGGAGGAUGCUCAGACUCGUAUCAAAGAGCUUCUUAAAACUUUAACCGAGUAUAUGUCUCAAAGCUCCAAUUUAUUGGAGCGAGCUGUUAUGGCAGAGAAAUUAGAAGAGACAAUGAAAGAGAAGUUCUCUGAAUUAACUCACCUGUCUGAAUCAAUCAACGCAGACUCAGGUGAUAUCGACAAGAACAAGAUUCUGCAAGACAUCAAAACAAAAAUUCUUGAGGUUCAGGUAGAAGUCCUUGGUUUUUUUGAAGUAUAUUCAGUCCCUGAAGAAGUCCUAAGAACCCUGCAUGUUUCCUCAAAAAUCCUCGCUGAUUGCAUGAAAGACGUGCAGAGACUCCAGUGCGAGAAGGAGAUGCUCAGUCAUGAAAAGCUGUCAGGAAAUAAUAAGAGCCCAUUCGAAGAGGAUGUACUCAGUACACCAAUAAGGCACGAACACAUUCUAUCCCAGGCAAAGAUCAACAAAGAAAUUUAUCAAAUCACAAAGAAUCUUGUCUGGAAAGAAGAGCUAAUGGCAAAAUUGUCCGAAAAUGUAAAUGGACUUGGUGUCAUUGAGGGCGUUUCUCAAAAGGAGGUCGAUGAUCUCAAAAAGCAAGUCGAAUCCUUGCAGGCUGAAAAGGACGAGCUGCUUAGCCAGAUCAACAACGCUGCAGUAAAUUCAGCGAACAAUGCCAGCAAAGUUGCUGAACAGAGAAGGAAAAGGCUCCAUGAACUUGAGCAACAGAAGACAACGCUUCUUAAAAAGAUUGCAGAACAAGAAAAGAUAAUUAAAAUGAAGCAGAAUUCUGAUGAAAAAAUGAAAGCUUUACAGGCUGAUAUCAUGUCGAUGAAACAACUCAAGGUAAAACUGAUACAUCAGAUGAAGAGUGAAAAUGAAAAGUUCAGAACGUGGAAGGUAGAGAAAGAUCGGGAAAUGUGCGUGCUUCGUUCCCAGAACGUUAAACGGCAGAACCAGCUGAAAAAACUGGAACAACAGCACUCGCUACAGCAGAACGUACUGAAGCGUAAACUCGAAGCUGCCGCAGCCGCAAACAAGAGAAUCAUGGCUGUCCUGGACAGGCAGAAGCAGGCCAAGAUGAGAAGGCUGAAGGGCCCAGCCUCAGAGAGGAUAAAAGAAAAGAUGCAGGAGGAGCUCGAGCUGCUCGAAUCUGAAUAUCAAGCCCAGAGGUCGCUCGAUUCAUUAAUUCAAGAUCGAGCCUCUCUCACAAAAGAAUUAACCAUAGUCAAAGAAAGCCUGCAGGAUAAUUCUAUAUCCCAGGAAGAAAAAGAAAAACUAGCAAUGGACAUGAAGCAAAUUGAAGAAGGCAUCGCCAACAGGAGUGCCGAAAUUUCUGACCUUCAGCAAAAGCUUCUUGAUAUCCAUCAUGGAGAUCGGCCUAAAGGAAACUGGGAUAUGCUGCAAUCCAUGGGCGAUGCAAAGUUUGCUGUUUCGUACCUGUUCAGCCUUGUGUCUGAAAAAAUAAAAGAAAAUUUAAAUACUGCACAGUCCGUUUCAGAGCUCAAGGAACAACAACAUGAAUAUGUCAACCAGCUUGAUCUCUACUCUCAAAAGAUGGAAAUAAUGGCUGCCAAUCACAAAGAGGAAUUGGAAAAUUUGGAAAAAGAAUGUGAGGAAAAAGUCUACAUCUUGUUGAAGCGCAUUCAAGAGCCAAAUCUGAACGAGUCUGAAGAGAUAGUUCAAUACAAGAAUAUCAAGUAUGAAGAGCUCGAGAAAAUCGGGAUGCUCAGGAACAGAGUCAAGGAACUGGAGGAAGAAGUAGACACCUUGAACAAAGCACUUGUCGUGCGCAAACCUCCAUCUACGCAUAUGGAAGCUUUUGAAAACUUUUUGGAGCAAAAAGAUACAACCUUCACUACAUCGAAGGGCACAAGAAAGAGCAAAAAGAAAACACAGACGUUCACCUACGAAUUGGCCGAUGAAGAGAGGUUGAGGGCAUUUGACGAUUCGGUUGAGAUAGAGAAUGACGACCCCAACAACGAUCCAGACUGGGUGCGCACGCCCCUCUACAAGAGGCUGCAGUCCCUUAAGGCAUCGAAAAGAAGAUGUAACAGCAAAAACAAGACAAACCCGCAAUGCUCUUGCCAAGAAGAAUGCUCUCCUAAAUCCUGUCCUUGUAAAAAGGAUGACCUAGACUGCAAUGAAAACUGUUCAUGCGAUUCUGCCUGUAAAUUAAAAGAUAAGUCAAAUUUAGAAGCCAGCCCAACAAAAAAACAGAAGUUAAUGGAACCUUUAGCGAGCAUAAGGGCGAGAAGGGACGACUACUUUUUAUAGACCUAUGAUGCUUAUAGUCUCAUAUGAUUAUUUUUAAAUAGUUUCUUCUGUUUUUACAUUCUAGAAAAAACCAAGACCUUUAGCCCCCCCCCCAUUAUUUGUUGGAAUUGCAUGUUCUAUGGUUUGACUAAUUAUUCUUUUUGUAUAUUUUACAGUUGAAGAUUAUAAUCAAUUUUAUAUAAUCUAAAGUUCUUGUCCUUUAAUUGUACAUUGAUUUUAGACCUAUUUUGUAUUUAUUUUAAAGUUGUUACUCAUGUACGAUUGUAUCAUUUUCUUAAUAUUGAACAGCAAUGGGUAAAAAAAUAAAAAAAGGUUACAAAAAUUAUAUACCCGUUACCUUUUGUGCAGAACUUAACUUUACCUUUAAUUGUUAAAAUUAAAAAUUAUUAAAUUAUUCUUUUUGUAUAUUUUAUAGUUGAACAUUUAAUCAAUUUUAAAUAAUAACGUAAAGUUCUUGUCCUUUAAUUGUGCAUUGAUCUUAGACCUAUUUUUUAUUUAUUUUAAAGUUGUUAUUCAUGUACGAUUGUAUCAUGUUCUUAAUGUUGAACAGCAAUGGGUAAGGAAAUAAAAAAGGCUACAAAAAUUA
Molecule: messenger RNA, 4267 nt
Organism: Cimex lectularius (bed bug)
Lineage: Eukaryota; Metazoa; Arthropoda; Insecta; Hemiptera; Cimicidae
Product: chromosome-associated kinesin KIF4-like
Exons: 24
Coding region: 283-3681 (1132 amino acids)
Biological process (GO): microtubule-based movement; mitotic spindle organization
Molecular function (GO): ATP binding; microtubule motor activity; microtubule binding
Source: RefSeq, a predicted model, not a curated record